Molecule: messenger RNA, 678 nt
Organism: Symbiodinium natans
Lineage: Eukaryota; Dinophyceae; Suessiales; Symbiodiniaceae
Source: the annotation of a GenBank genome assembly
AUGUGCUUAGGCACAUAUGUCUUCGGCCGUUUGGAUGAGAAGAAUCGCAGAGACCUACCAGGUGCCAAGAAGAGGUCUCAAAGAGCCCGCAUUCAUCAGGACCCUUCCUUGCAUCUUGAUGCGUCACUUGACGAGUUCAAGCUUCAGGAGGAAGACAUGCAGAUCCGCUUCAUGCAUGGCGUCUUGGGCAGUGGGAAGACCGUUUUCGGAUCUUCCGUUCUGGUACACGUGGACAACUUGCACGAGUACGGCCUGAAUUUGUUGAGACAAGGACGGUUGCCUGAAGCCGAGCAUGCCUUCUUCAAGGCCUGGGAGAGCCGCGCCGCGCGGCUGGGUGCAGACCACCCGAUGGUGCACCAGUCGCUGCGGGAGUGUGCCGAGGCAAGGCGGCGGCGGGGCAAGGCAGCUGAAGCCGAGGCAAUUCUGCAAGAUCAUUUGUGUCACGGCUACCACCAGCGUCAUCCGCAUCGCGGAAACGCGACGCUGAGCACCUCCUGCCUGCACACAGCAACGACACCGAAGAACCCCCGCGCCGAACGCGGCUCCGACUUCCCGACGCCCGAUCCUGGGCCCUGGCGUGGAGAUGAGACUCUCGUCCGGAGGAGCUUCAGCAUGAGUGCGGAGAUUCGGCGAAGCCCAACGGCAACGUUGAAGCUGCUGCAAACGGCAGGGAGCUAG